Molecule: messenger RNA, 1202 nt
Organism: Phalacrocorax carbo (great cormorant)
Lineage: Eukaryota; Metazoa; Chordata; Aves; Suliformes; Phalacrocoracidae
Source: RefSeq, a predicted model, not a curated record
AUGGGGCACAGGGGGGCUGCAGAGGCUGUUGAGAUCCCCACCGUUGCUGAUUCCUCCUUACCUCUCCCAGUGUCCUGCAGCCAACAGAGGACAGAGGACAACAUGUCUGCGGUUACGGGCACCUUCCGCAUCGUCUCAGAGGAGGAGCAGGCCCUGCGCACCAAGCUGGAGCGCCUCACCACCAAGGACCAUGGCCCUGUCUUCGGGAGGUGUGAGAAGAUCCCCUCGCACACCCUGCAGAAGGCAAAGGAUGAGCUGAACGAGACAGAGGAACAGAGGGAGGUGGCGGUGAAGGCACUGAGGGAGCUGGUGCAGGAGCGGGCAAGUGGCGAGGACGUGUGCAAGGCAGUGGCUGAGAAGGUGCAGGGGAAGGAUGACUCCUUCUUCCUCCGCUUCAUCCGUGCCCGCAAGUUCGAUGUCCACAGGGCCUAUGACCUGCUGAAAGGCUACGUGAACUUCCGCCAGCAGUACCCUGAGCUCUUUGACAACCUGACCCCUGAGGCUGUGCGCAGCACAAUCGAAGCUGGCUACCCGGGCAUCCUGGCCAGCAGAGACAAGUAUGGCCGGGUGGUGAUGCUCUUCAACAUUGAGAACUGGGAUUACGAGGAGAUCACCUUUGAUGAGAUCCUUCGUGCCUAUUGCGUUAUCUUGGAGAAGCUUCUGGAAAAUGAAGAGACCCAGAUCAACGGGUUCUGCAUCAUUGAGAACUUCAAGGGCUUCACCAUGCAGCAGGCAUCAGGGAUCAAACCCUCCGAGCUUAAGAAGAUGGUGGACAUGCUGCAGGACUCGUUCCCAGCACGGUUCAAGGCCGUCCACUUCAUCCACCAGCCUUGGUAUUUCACCACCACCUACAACGUGGUCAAACCAUUCCUGAAAAGCAAACUGCUGGAGAGGGUCUUUGUGCAUGGGGAGGAGCUGGAGUCCUUCUACCAGGAGAUUGAUGCUGACAUCUUGCCAGCAGACUUUGGUGGCAACCUGCCCAAGUAUGAUGGCAAAGCAACUGCAGAGAAGCUCUUUGGGCCCCGCAUUGAGGCUGAAGACACAGCUCUCUAAACCAGGGUCCGUUCCUCCUCCCCUGUGCAACAGGAUCAGAGGUGGUCCUCUAACCCCAACCACCUCCUUACUGUAGCUUUGGUUGAAUGACUGCUUGUGAUGAGGCACUCUGGGCGUGUUGCUCCACGCUUGCCCCUCCCCUCCCCAAA